Fimicolochytrium jonesii is the source of this 752-nucleotide messenger RNA. RefSeq lists its product as uncharacterized. NCBI's taxonomy places the organism in Eukaryota, Fungi, Chytridiomycota, Chytridiomycetes, Spizellomycetales, Powellomycetaceae. The coding region runs from base 1 to 432 and encodes 143 amino acids. Gene Ontology annotation, cellular component: mitochondrial inner membrane. The record is from RefSeq and is a predicted model, not a curated record. The transcript has 5 exons. Gene Ontology annotation, biological process: pyruvate import into mitochondria.
AUGUCUGCCCAACAACCGAUAACGACCCGGCUGGCUACCUAUGUGUCCAGCAAGGAGUUCCGCCAAUACCUCAUGAGCUGGUCAUCGACUAACCGCGACUUUUUCUUUUCCUUUUCCAGCACUCACUUCUGGGGUCCCGUCGCGAACUGGGGUCUACCAUUGGCUGCGAUGGCUGACCUUAAACGAUCGCCAGAAUACAUCAGUGGGAAAAUGACGACAGCUAUGACGCUCUACUCGCUAAUGUUCAUGCGUUUCGCGUGGAUGGUGCAGCCCAGGAAUAUGCUCCUUUUCUCUUGCCACGCGACGAAUGAAGUGUUACAGUUGACGCAAGGAUACCGGUUCUUAAAAUACCAUCACAUGGGUGGCAAGGAGGCAGCAGAGAAGGUGGCGGAAAAGGUUGCGGAGAAGGUGCCAGCGGUCGCGGCUAAGUAAAAGGUGACCUGUGCCCAAACUUUGUAGUCCAUAGUGGUUAGCAGGAAGGACUGGCCCAGAUAGAACCAUUUCCGGGCAUCGCAUUUUGAGAAUUGAGUAGCAAGGCCUCUAGAGAGACGGGAGACUACCUUUAUCAGAAUGCAUUCUAUUCGCUGGUUGCAAUCCACAUACAUACAAACUGAAUUCUAAACAAACUAUCCUGCUCUACGCCUUACUCGCUGCGUGGCACAACGAAACUCUGAUAUGUAGCUCCUCCGAUGCAACGCGCAAUCGGAACCCAAUCCCACUCUUGAUUGUUGAUGCACAUCUCUUCUUUGACA